Priapulus caudatus is the source of this 357-nucleotide messenger RNA. RefSeq names its product neurofilament light polypeptide-like. Lineage: Eukaryota; Metazoa; Priapulida; Priapulimorpha; Priapulimorphida; Priapulidae. The transcript has a single exon. The coding region runs from base 1 to 357 and encodes 118 amino acids. The record is from RefSeq and is a predicted model, not a curated record.
AUGAAAGUGGAACAUGAAGCGGGAAGGCGGGAGUGUGUAAGUGGCAAGCGCAGAAGGCGGAAGGCAGGAAGGCGGGAAGGGCCGAAGCCGGAAGGUGGAAGCAUGAAGGCGGGGGCAGAAGGCGCGAAGGCAGAAGGCGGAAGGCAGAAGGCGGAACGUGGAAGGUGGGAAGGCAAGGCAAGGCGCGAAGGCAGGAAGGCGGAAGGCAGGAAAGGCGAAGGUGAAGGCGGAAAGGCAGGAAGCGGCAAGGCAGAAGGCCGGAAGGUGAAGCAGGAACGCAGAAAGGCGGAAGGUGGAAUGCGCGAAGGUGGGAUGCGGGAGGCAGGAAGGCGAAGCAGGAAGGAGCGGAAGUGUUAA